Molecule: messenger RNA, 969 nt
Organism: Soboliphyme baturini
Lineage: Eukaryota; Metazoa; Nematoda; Enoplea; Dioctophymatida; Soboliphymatidae
Source: the annotation of a GenBank genome assembly
AUGUCACAUGUAAAGCAGUGUGAAUUAAUACUUGUGUUGCGUAACGUCCUAGCUGAAGGCAUCAAGAUGUCACUGGAAGCAAAUGGCGUAGAAAACGUUGUUGCGGGAUCUGUGAAACAACAACAGCAGGAGCAGCAACCGCGGCAACAACAAGAGGAAGUGUCGGUAGCAACAACGGGAAAGACAGACGACAGGAACGUUUGUCGAGAUUUCUUGAACAACGUUUGCUUUCGCGGUUCGCGUUGUAAGUACUAUCACCCUCCUGAACUGGUUGCAAAGUACGAUCAGUUGCGGAAGGAGGAUAAGUACGUUCAUUGUUGCUCGGAAGACAAGGAAGAGUACGAGCGGCAUGGCAAAGUGACCGAGUCGCUUGCAAGGGCUAUCGUCGCUGCCACUGGUCAGGAAAUUGUCGACGGAAGGCCACUAUGCAAGGAAUAUUUGUCAGGGCACUGCUCUCGUGGGUCGCGCUGCCGCUUUUGGCACAUCAACCCGAGGCACGAGCGUGAGGUGCUGCUGCAGCGUUCAUUGUGUACUCCUUGUUCUUCACUGCACUCCUCGGCGUUGAGUGACGAUGUUCAUCAGCAAGUGUAUCUGAGGCCGACAGCGGCGGCACCAGUGGCUGCUCCGCCUUACUCAAAUUUCGUUUAUGGUUAUUUCGGUGAAUACCGCUGUCCCCCUUCACCUGCAUUAGGCAACCGCAAGCGUUUGCGUCCAUACAGCUAUAACGGCGGCGCUUUUCCGGCUUUCACCGUUGUAUCUUCACUGGGAGGCAGCGUUGGCAGCGGUCAUGAUACUUCGGAUAGCUAUGCAGCACUGCUGGAGGAGAACGUGAGCUUGCGGCGCAGGGUCGAUUUGCUUAAGCAGUCGCUGACCGACUUGACGACGCAGAAUGACCAGCUACUGGCCGAGGUUGCACGACUGAGGGCUAAGUUGACGGCUGCAAACGUAAGUGACCCAAAUCGGGUCUGA